This is a messenger RNA of Aspergillus uvarum CBS 121591, 1607 nucleotides long. RefSeq names its product putative annexin. Gene Ontology annotation, molecular function: calcium ion binding; calcium-dependent phospholipid binding. The record is from RefSeq and is a predicted model, not a curated record. The coding region runs from base 133 to 1341 and encodes 402 amino acids. Gene Ontology annotation, cellular component: cytoplasm. Lineage: Eukaryota; Fungi; Ascomycota; Eurotiomycetes; Eurotiales; Aspergillaceae. The transcript has a single exon.
CUUGAAAUGACUCUUCCUUCCACUUUCCUCCUCGCAUACUUGCAAACAUACGCCGCUGCAAAGUGAAUCUACCUUCUUCCACCACAUUAUAGUCAAGUAAACCGGUUCCGGACUAUCAGCUAUUGGACAGACAUGUCUUACAAUCCGUACCAUCAGCCACCGCACAGCCAAGGCCCACCAGGCCAGUGGGACUACAAUCAAGCACAAGGGCAUCCAGCACCUUACCCCGGACCGCACGGUGCAUAUGGCUAUCAACCUUCGGCGCCUGGCUGGUUGCCACCACCAGGAGGAGCUCAACAGCACGGAUACCCCGGCAACAACAGUUAUCACCACCCACCUCCACCUCCACAACAGCAAGGAUACGGCCCCCCUCCCGCCUUCCCAUCGCUCGGCUAUGCGCCCGGCCAGAUGGCCCCCGGGGAUUUUCGACGUGAAGCCGACGUCCUGCGCAAGGCGAUGAAAGGCUUCGGGACCGACGAGAAGAGCCUGAUCGCCGUGCUGGCCAGGCUGGAUCCGCUGCAGGUUGCCGCCGUCCGCGCCACGUACCAAUCGCACAUCCGCCGGGACCUCUACGCCGACGUCAAGUCCGAGACGAGCGGCUAUUUCCGCCAGGGGCUGCUCGCCAUCAUCGACGGGCCCCUAGCCCACGACACGGCGCUCGCCCGCGAAGCCGUGCAGGGGAUCGGCACCAAGGAAUGGCUGCUGAACGAGGUCCUCCUCGGCCGAUCGAACGCUGAUCUCCGCGCCAUCCAGGCCGCCUAUGAGCGCACCUACCGCGGGCGCUCGCUCCAGCAAGACGUCGCCGACGACCUCUCCUUCAAAACCAAGACCCUCUUCACCGCCGUGCUGCGCGCCGCGCGCCACGAGGAAAGCAUGCCCGUCGACUACCGCCUCAUCGAGAGCGAGGCCCAGAACCUCCACGGCGCCACGGCCGCCCGCAUCGUCAACAACGCGGACGAGGUCACCGCCCUCUUCGCGCGCAGCUCCGACAACGAACUCCGCGCGCUCAACCAGGCGUUCGCCGCCCGGUACCAUCUCUCGCUGGAAUCGCACAUCGAGAAGGAGUUCUCCGGCCACAUGAAGGACGCGCUGCUGUAUAUGCUUCGGACGGCUUUGGAUCCGGCGAUGCGCGAUGCGGUCUUGCUGGAAGAAUCCAUGAAGGGUAUGGGGACAAAGGACAACCAAUUGGUGAUCCGCGUGGUGCGCCUCCACUGGAAUCGGCAACACAUGGAAACCAUCAAGCGCGCCUACCACCACCGCUAUCGGACCGGUCUAAUCCAGCGGGUGAAGGGGGAGACAAGCGGGGAUUAUCAGAGAUUGCUGGUGGCUAUGUUGGAGUAGCGACUGCGGUUGACAUAUCUUUGGGACGUUCCGUUUUGACUCGCGUUGUUAAGUUGCAUGGUUUCAUGCGUUACAGUGGCGUUCUAUUGGCGGGUUUAUGGUGUUAUUAUACCCUCUGUUACUCGGUGGAUUAGUAGGAGGUGAUGGCUUGCGGUUUCUGUUUUCCCUUUAGCUUUGUCGCCUACCGCGAUUUUUCUAAAUUGACCAAAAUCAUCAUUACUAUUAACUAAUCAAGGUAGCAAGGAGAAGAGAUCAAUGAAUGUGAG